Molecule: messenger RNA, 4510 nt
Organism: Erpetoichthys calabaricus (reedfish)
Lineage: Eukaryota; Metazoa; Chordata; Cladistia; Polypteriformes; Polypteridae
Gene: supt16h
Product: SPT16 homolog, facilitates chromatin remodeling subunit
Exons: 25
Coding region: 437-3529 (1030 amino acids)
Biological process (GO): positive regulation of transcription elongation by RNA polymerase II; transcription elongation by RNA polymerase II
Cellular component (GO): FACT complex
Molecular function (GO): nucleosome binding
Source: RefSeq, a predicted model, not a curated record
GCCAUAUUUGCUCUUGUAAGAAGUGAGGCGGGAGCGAACGAGAGUGGCGCUCGAGUGCGGCGUCGAUUGGGAACGUGUGAGGGGGAGUUAGAAACAGAGAUCGGGCCAUCGUUGGCUUAAUCUAGGCACCCUGGCACGGUGACGGAAUUACCUGCUGUUAUUACAUGUUGAUUUUUGGACAGAAUUGUCAGAGUGGAAGACGGUUCUUAUUAGAAAAGCAUUUAACUGUUGUUGUUUUCGUUCUUAUUAGUAAAAUAGACUUAACAUUGUGGGACGGUGGUGCAGCAAGGAAUAAAACGAUCCACGAUAUAACUUUCAUUUCUAGAAUUGGUGACCCAUUUUGAGUUAGCGGGGAUAAAAUUGUACUAAACGGUGGUGGUAAGAAAUACAACUAGAAACAGAGUGAGAAGCCGGGUGAAAGGGUACCAGGUCUGCCAUGGCGGUAAGCCUGGAUAAAGAGGCCUAUUAUCGGCGGAUCAAGCGACUCUACAACAACUGGAAGAAAGGAGAAGAUGAGUUUUCAAAGAUUGAUGCUAUAGUAGUGUCGGUGGGAGUGGAUGAAGAAAUUGUUUAUGCAAAGUCUACUGCUCUGCAGACAUGGCUGUUUGGAUAUGAAUUAACUGACACUAUUAUGAUUUUCUGUGAAUCAAAGAUAGUCUUUAUGGCUAGUAAGAAGAAAGUAGAAUUUCUCAAGCAGAUAGCCAAUACCAAGGGGAACGAAAAUGCAAAUGGAGUACCACCUAUUACACUGCUUGUCAGGGAAAAGAACGAGAGUAACAAAGGAAACUUUGAUAAAAUGAUUGAGGCCAUCAAAGGCAGUAAGGGGGGCAAGACAAUUGGGGUUUUCACUAAAGACAAAUUUCCAGGAGAAUUCAUGAAGAGCUGGAACGAUGCCCUUAAUAAAGAGGGAUUAGAGAAGGCGGACAUUAGUGCUGCUGUUGCCUAUACAAUGGCUGUAAAGGAAGAUGGAGAAUUAAAUCUAAUGAAAAAAGCUGCAAGCAUCACAUCAGAGGUCUUUAAUAAGUUCUUCAAGGAAAGGGUGAUGGAGAUUGUGGAUGCAGAUGAGAAAGUACGUCACAGUAAAUUAGCAGAGUCGGUAGAGAAAGCAAUUGAAGAGAAAAAAUACUUAGCUGGAGCAGACCCUUCCACAGUUGAAAUGUGUUACCCACCCAUAAUACAGAGUGGAGGAAACUAUAACCUCAAAUUUAGUGUGGUCAGUGACAAGAACUAUAUGCAUUUUGGAGCUGUUACUUGUGCAAUGGGUAUUCGCUACAAAUCUUAUUGCUCAAAUCUAGUGCGAACGCUUAUGGUGGACCCUCCUCAGGAGAUGCAAGAUAAUUACAACUUUUUGCUGCAAGUGGAAGAGGAGCUUCAAAAAGAAAUGAAAAAUGGGGCAAAACUUUCUGAUGUCUACAAUGCAGUUAUUGAAUUUGUCAAAAAAGAGAAGCCAGAUCUUGUGAGCAAGCUCACUAAGAACCUGGGGUUUGCAAUGGGUAUUGAAUUUAGAGAAGGCUCUUUGGUAUUGAAUAACAAGAAUCAGUACAAACUAAAAAAGGGCAUGGUAUUUAGUGUGAACUUGGGAUUUUCUGAUAUGACUAACAAAGAGGGAAAGAAAGAAGAACAGAAAAAAUAUGCUCUCUUCAUUGGAGAUACAGUGCAGAUCAAUGAGGAUGGCCCUGCUGCACUUCUGACUCCUGUGAAGAAAAAGAUAAAAAAUGUGGGAAUUUUCCUUAAGAAUGAAGAUGAGGAGGAAGAUGAAGAAGAUAAAGAUGAGGCUGAAGAAUUAUUGGGAAGAGGUGCUCGAGCUGCUCUAAUCACUGAGAGAACUAGGAAUGAAAUGACAGCAGAAGAAAAGAGGAGGGCUCAUCAGAAAGAACUGGCAAAUCAGAUGAACGACGAAGCCAAAAGAAGAUUGACUGAGCAAAAGGGAGAGCAGCAGACACAGAAAGCUCGAAAAUCUAAUGUGUCUUACAAGAAUGCCUCACAAAUGCCAAAAGAAAAAGAGAUCAGAGAAAUGAAGAUUUACAUUGACAAGAAGUAUGAAACUGUUAUCAUGCCAGUGUUUGGGAUUGCUACACCUUUUCACAUUGCUACUAUUAAGAAUAUCAGUAUGUCUGUGGAAGGUGAUUAUACGUAUCUUCGAAUCAAUUUUUAUUGUCCUGGCAGUGCUUUGGGCAGAAAUGAGGGCAACAUUUUUCCCAAUCCAGAAGCAACUUUUGUUAAGGAAAUUACAUACCGUGCAUCCAACUUGAAAAAUCCAGGUGAUACCUUGGUGCCGUCUAUGAAUCUUCAGAAUGCAUUCCGUAUUAUUAAAGAGGUACAAAAGCGUUACAAGACCAGGGAAGCAGAAGAGAAGGAAAAGGAAGGAAUUGUCAAGCAGGAUUCACUGGUCAUCAAUCUUAAUCGCAGCAAUCCCAAACUGAAGGACCUUUAUAUUCGGCCUAAUAUUGCACAGAAGAGAAUGCAGGGGUCUUUGGAGGCACACACAAAUGGUUUCCGAUUCACUUCAGUCAGGGGGGACAAGGUUGACAUUCUUUACAAUAAUAUCAAGCACUCAUUAUUUCAGCCCUGUGAUGGUGAGAUGAUCAUCGUGCUUCAUUUUCAUCUUAAGAAUGCAAUUAUGUUUGGCAAGAAGAGACAUACAGAUGUGCAGUUCUAUACAGAAGUUGGUGAGAUCACAACAGAUUUAGGAAAACAUCAGCACAUGCAUGACAGAGAUGAUCUCUAUGCAGAACAGAUGGAGAGGGAAAUGAGACAUAAACUGAAAACUGCCUUCAAAAAUUUCAUUGAGAAAGUAGAAUCUUUGACAAAGGAAGAGCUGGAAUUUGAAGUGCCUUUCAGAGCACUGGGAUUUAGUGGUGCUCCUUACAGAAGUACGUGUCUCUUGCAGCCAACUAGCAGUGCGUUAUGUAAUGUAACUGAAUGGCCUCCUUUUGUAGUAACUCUUGAUGAGGUGGAGCUUGUCCACUUUGAACGUGUGCAGUUUCACCUUAAGAACUUUGAUAUUGUGAUUGUGUAUAAAGAUUACAACAAGAAAGUGACAAUGAUCAACGCUGUGCCUAUCAACUCCUUGGACCCAAUUAAAGACUGGCUCAACUCAUGUGAUAUAAAGUACACUGAGGGUGUACAAUCACUGAACUGGACCAAAAUCAUGAAAACAAUUGUUGAUGACCCAGAGGGAUUCUUUGAGCAAGGUGGCUGGUCAUUCUUGGAUCCGGAAAGUGAGGGCAGUGGAGGAGAAGACAAUGGUUCAGAAUCUGAACUUGAAGAUGAAACAUUUAAUCCCUCAGCUGAGGAGGAUGAGGGGGAAGAAGAUGACAGUGAUGAAGAUUACUCUUCUGAAACAGAGGACACUGACUAUAGUGCCUCAUUGGGAAGUGAUGAAGAGAGUGGCAAAGAUUGGGAUGAGCUUGAAGAGGAAGCCAGAAAAGCGGACAGAGAAAGCAGGUAUGAAGAAGUAGAGGAGCCAAGUCGAAAAAGGAAAAGACCCUCUGCCCCUGCAUCUUCAAGCAAAAAGAAAAGGAAAUGAAGAAUUUAAACUAAUCUAUCCCUAUCAAAUAUGACUCUUAACCACCCAUCUGUCCUUUUGUCUCUAUUGAAUGAGGCCAACGGAUUGUAUUGCGGGUAUAAACUUCAGAAGAGACAUUCAAAAACAAAACAAAAAAAACUAUCUUUUACAAUAUAAGAGUCUUGUUUUCUUUUUGAUACUGGUUUUCUGCCUACUAAAACGUUCCUCUAGAUGCUUGUUACAGAAAGGAGAAGAAUUUUUUUAUACUCACUUCUUGAAAGGUUUGAUUUUGGCCAUUUUUUUUUUUUUUGUCGGAAAAGGCCUCACCCCUUGUGAUUUCAACACCAAUUAGUUAUUUGUAAUCACUGCUCCUUCAGCAAAGUUUAAUUUUUAUAAUUUAGAGAAAGCACAUUUGUCUUUAACAAAUGUGUGGUGUACAUAUUACUUUGUUUAUGUUGGUAUAUUGAUUACGUCCCUUGUAUUUUGGGUCUCUAUAGUGUAACUGAAUUUUUCAUUUAUACAUCCAAACUAGGUGUAGCCCAUCAAAAUAUAUAUAUUCUCCCACUUUUCAUAGAACUUAAAUCAGUUAGCUGGAAAACGAAGCAUUUUGUAUGACAGCGUUCCUUGCUGACUUGGAAGAGAGUUCUACUGGCUUAGGAAAGAAAAACUUCUAUAAAAUGUUUUGCUCCUCUGUGCUCAGUUUUUACUCUUGAUGAGUUAGCUACAUCGCCUUGACAACUGUGUCAUAUUACACAAAAUCAAUCUGAGCCCUACUGUGUAAGGGGAUGAUCAACAGUAUGCAUUUAUGUACAGAUAAAACUGAGUGAGUGAGCUCCUUCUAUUGUCCUCGUCUAAUUUUUUUAUGGACCAAAUGUAUGCUUUAUUUGUGUGUUUAUUUUUAUGUGUUUUGGAUACUUUUUUAAAUGUACAAAACUAUCUUGACGAACUGCCUAGGACUGACUAAGUUGGAAAUGUGUGAAUAAAGUAAUGAUACUUAAUGGA